GACGCUGAAGGAGCCAGUCGCCGCCAGUCCGUCCCAUUCUCUACACGCCGCAUACAACGGGAGAUACAUAUAUCUCACAGAGGGCACAACACACACAGCCGAAUACCCCACAGCACCGGAACUGUGGAUUUAAGCUGAGGCAAAACGGGCGAGUUGAGGCCGUCGGUGUCGCCUGCAACGGGGAACCGCUCCAGACUGCUGCUCAUUGAACAAGGAUGAGUCCUACACAAAGAGGAAACAUGAAGGGUCUCAUGGUCGACUGCGGCACCAUAGCACACAUGAUCAACAACGCCACAAAGUGCAAAACAGUGGACAAGAGCUUUAGACCCGAGGACUACAUGAUCAAGCUUGCUGAUGGAUCCUAGGUGAGCGGGCUGGCGAAGAUAAGGGAAGACGCCAAAGUCUACUUGCUGGACAGCGAUGGACGACAGAUGAAAACGAGGCUCAAGCAAGCACUCUACAUCCCAUCGUUUCCACAAAAUCAUUUCAGUCAAAGCAGCGACGGCCAACGGAGCUGAGGUCCGCUUCAAGGAUGGUAAUGACUGGCUGAUCCACAAUGAUCCAAGCUCAAGAUGGACGUGUAUGAUUUAGAAAGUCCGUUUUCACUAACCCGGGCUCAGCGUGUCAGGGCCGCCAUGUUCCCAGAGACCCUGAUGGAGGGGGAGGCGGCCAUGCCAGUCCAAUCAGAUCCCUCACAGCAGAGCAACGUGCAACGUCUGGCUGAACCCUCCCAGCUGCUUAAGACUGCUAUAGUUCACCUGAUAAACUACCAGGACGACGCAGAGCUGGCCACCAGGGCAGUACCAGAACUCACCAAGUUGCUGGCAGACGAAGAUCCGAUUGUGGUGAACAAGGCAGCCAUGAUAGUUAACCAGCUGACCCGUAAAGAGGCCAGUCGCCGUGUUCUGGUGCAGUCUCCAGCAAUGGUGGAAGCCGUGGUGCGGGCCAUGACAAUGGCAGUAGACAUGGAGAUAGCCCAUUGUGCGGCAAGUGUGCUCCACAGCCUGUCACACCAAAAGGAGGGACUGUUGGCGAUAUUCAAGUCCGGAGGGAUACCAGCACUGGUCUGCAUGCUAAGCUCACCAGUAGAAUCAGUCUUAUUUUAUGCCAUCACAACACUCCACAACAUGCUGCUGCACCAAGAGGGGGCUAAGAUGGCGGUGCGUCUUGCUGAUGGACUGCAGAGGAUGGUUCCUUUACUGAAAAAGAGUAACCCCAAGUUCCUGGCCAUCACCACUGAUUGUCUGCAGCUCCUCUCCUACGGCAACCAGGAGAGCAAGCUGAUCAUCCUAGCCAAUGGCGCCCCAGAGAGUCUCGUGUUCAUCACAAGGAACUAUAACUAUGAGAAGCUGCUAUGGACUACCAGUCGCGUUCUCAAAGUGCUGUCUGUCUGUCCCAGCAACAAGCCAGCAAUAGUAGAGGCUGGUGGGAUGCAAGCUUUGGGCCAACAUCUUACAGCUUCCAGUCAGCGCCUAAUCCAGAACUGUCUGUGGACGCUGCGCAAUCUAUCCGAUGCUGCAACUAAACAGGAUGGUUUAGACGGUCUGCUGCAGAUAUUGGUCACCCAGCUGGGCUCAGACGACGUCAACAUGGUGACAUGUGCAACUGGGAUCCUGUCCAACCUCACCUGUAAUAAUUCACGCAACAAGACUCUGGUAACUCAGUAUGGCGGAGUGGAAGCGCUGAUCCAUGCUGUGCUUCGUGCCGGGAAAAAGGAGGAUGUUGCUGAGCCAGCAGUCUGCGCCCUGCGUCAUCUAACCUCUCGCCAUCAGGACGCUGAGCUGGCGCAGAAUGCUGUGCGGCUGCACUCUGGUAUCCCAGCGGUCGUCAAGUUGCUGGGACAGCCGCACUACUGGCCUGUGGUGAAGGCUGCAGUUGGUCUGACCCGGAACCUGGCACUGUGCCCGGCCAAUCAGACGCCACUGAGGGAGGCAAGUGCUAUUCCGCGAUUGGUCAACCUACUGCUGAAGGCUCACGAGGACACACAGAAACAUGACUCCUCUGCACAGCAGACAUACCAGGAUGGUGUUCGUAUGGAGGAAAUAGUGGAGGGCUGCACAGGAGCGCUUCACAUUCUAGCCAGAGACCCCAUGAACAGAGGAGAGAUUGCCAGCAUGCAGACCAUACCACUGUUUGUACAGCUACUAUACUCGUACGUGGAGAACGUGAAGAGAGUAUCAGCGGGCAUCCUCUGUGAGCUGGCCCUGGACAAACAGUCUGCAGAGCUCAUUGAUGCAGAGGGAGCUUCCGCACCGCUUAUGGAACUGCUGCAUUCCAACAACGAGGGAAUAGCCACCUAUGCUGCAGCAGUGCUUUUCCGAAUUUCGGAGGACAAAAGUUCAGACUACAGGAAGCGAGUGUCAGUGGAGCUCACACACUCGCUCUUCAAACAUGACCCUGCUGCCUGGGAGAUGGCCCAUACUGCAGUUCCUUUGGAGCAUACAUACUUAGCCGAUGAGUUAGAUGGCUCUUACCUCCCAUACGGCUACACUGAUUUGCCUCUGGACAGACUUCCGCUAGAUCCUGUCCCCCAUGAGACCUACAUCCCUCAUAUGCAGACCUACGAUCCAAGACAAGCCUACCCCGAACCCCUCUAAUAGGGUGAUGCGACAGAAAUGCUGGGGGAAAAAACAGGAGAAAAUGAGCAAAGUCGAGGAAUGGAUGGAGGAACAAAGAGUUUUUAAUGAAAAAGGGAACUAGCCCUUUCCAAAGGGUGGGUCCCAUUCGGCAAUUUAAGAACUAUCAACACGUUUCUUGUUAAUAAAAUGUCUAUUGUUGCUGUCAAUUAAUUAACAUCGUUAUGUUUAACUGUGGGAUUGCAGUGUCUACUUUUUCAGGCAUUGUUACACGGGUAACUUUUUGAAGCAAUGAAAGAAAGAGUGCAUCACAUCAACAUUUUGGGAUGUACGUGGCCAACAGGAGGGGGUUUAAUGAAACUUAUAAUCAUUAUCCUGUGUUUUAUCAUUGCACUUGUAAAGGAUUUAUUAAUUGGAGAGAGUAAAUAUGCAAAAAUGGGUUGUAAGAAGUUCUUUUGAAUUAACUCAAACUCUCAGUUUAACUAAAAGUUUAAGAUUUAAUUUAUUUUCCAUCCUAAAAUCCAAAACAUCAAUUAACAAAAAUAGAUUUUGCGUUGAGAUUACUAAUGGCAUUGCUAUCAAAUGCUUCCCUUGUAACCAAUUCUUAAACCUAGCUGCUGUCUUUUAUAUUUCUUCUUUGUGUAUUUGCAAAGAAUACAUGUUCCAGGGUGUCCAUGAGUGGUUAUUACAUGGUAGUAUUGAGUACUCAUGGAAAGAUUCUUCACCUUUUAUAAACUGAGAAAACACACAUUGAGGUUUUACAAGUCAAUUUGGAUUGCACCAGCCAUGGAGCUAUGGAGGUGAAGAACUGAACUACAAAUCCCACUAUGUCCCAGCUUCACUUCGACCAAGUGGGAAUUCUCUUCAAAUAUCCACAGGAAAUGGAUUACAAAUCACUUUGACAUAUUUGGAAUCAGAUUAGAAAUCCUAAGAUUUUCCUUCACAUGCAGCUGGAUUCACAAAUAUUCAGUAGAAAUGGACCUUAGGUUUCUAACAAUCUUGUGUACACCAUUUUGGAUACCAUGGAGUAUAUGUACUAUUGUAAUUGUUGUAAUUAUAUGUAAUUGUUGUACAUAUACUACGGAGUAUAUGUACAACAAUUCUUACAUGUACAGUAUAGAAGUGGAUUGAUGACUGUAAUUCCCUGUCAGUAGAGGGGGGUGGGCUAUCCCCAAGAGAAGAUACAGAUCCUUUCUGCUGCUGACGGAAUGAAUUAAAGAUGCAGUUUUUUCCUACCUAACCAUCACUUUAUAAUACAGCCUACAUGGUCGCCAUUUCAGUUGCUGCCCUAACGGACAGUUGGGGCAAAAAAUGCUGCGUGCAAUAUUGUUUGUACAGCAGCAGCAGCUGUUGUUGUUUGAAAGAUAAUCAACAGCAUCCUUAGCCUGUAGUGUUAAGAAAGCACAACUACAAUGACUUGUCAAUUGCUUUGAGGCAAUCUAUACUUUUCCUGAAUUGGAUUAUCAUUCAAUGUUGUUAUUUUCAGCAGUUUGGUAUACAUUUAUUGUGCCUGCAUGGAGAGCUUUCCCGAUCUAUGGAUGAUUAAAUGUUUAAUAGUACAAGAAAAAUAUAAAUAAAUGAAGUGUCAUGUAUUUAUUAAUCAAAUGAAAUGAUAUGGAGACUGAUUAAUUUGUAUUGAUAAAUGAAAACAAGUCAUACCGAUAUCCAAUGAGCGGUGUUUGUUGCCUGCCAGGAAACUGAUUGCCACAGCUUCUUGAAUUAACUGAAAUCUGGCCUUUGACAGCUGCAAUACUAGCCAUAAGUAUGUGCUGUCGAGAAUGGUACAUUAUUUGGCCUAUCACGGUACAUUGAGCGGUGGGUUAAGAAAGUUUAUGUCAUGGUAGCCUCGCUCUCUAGUCAGUUCGUUUUCUGGAUUAUAUCAUAGGAUAUAGCAAAGUGACAAUUAACUCCCAUCGAUAGCAACGGUUUUUGGUUUGCUGAACAGCAGGCGUUGUAACUGCUUGAUUUAUCAUGGUCAAUAGCACUGUUGCAAGCCCCUGAAAAUAACUGGGUACCUGGAUAGAAUCACCUCCGAAAAGGAGUCCGAAUUUGGUUUCUGUAACUCAUCCCUAUAAUAGACAGAGAAGGGAGGUGACAUAAGUGGAAAUCUAUAACAAUGGAUAAACAGAACAUUUCAGUUUCUUGCCAUCUCAAAAAUCCCCUGGCUGUCUGGCAUUUAGGUUGGUCCAGGACUUACUGGAGGGCGCAAGACAAAUAUAAACGUCAAUAUUUCCAAUAAAUGGCAAGGAAUUGCAGAGAGUCAUUACUGGCAGCUAAGAUGCAAGCAUAUUUAAUAGUCAAUGAAAAAUAUGUGUAUAAUUGCAAUGCACCACUGUUAAGAACUAUAUCAUUGUUUUGGACUAAGAAUUUUAGAUUUGUAAGAUUCAUGAAUCGGUAAACAUGCAUGCAAAAGUCUCUGUCUAGGUUCAAACUGGCCACAUCUGAGGAACAAAAAUAUCAAUACAGUGGACAACUAUGGCUGUUUCUGAAGAUUGAUUCCAGCGGCAAUUACAUCAAUCAAAAAGAUAUAUUUCUGUCUUCAAUAGGCUUUAUAUUUAAUCAAAAAAUAGAAGUGUUUGCUACUCUCCGCUGUGUGCAUUCAAACAACACACCACGGUGCACAUCCUAGUUACUCGGUCCAAAACAUGCGGCUGAGAGAAAAUGCUGGGUAGAGCUGGAGAGAAUGUUUGGGUAUGACAGAAGUCAAUAUUUAAAUGUAGUUUGUGCUGUGAUUUGCACAACAAGUUAAAACGUUCAUUGUUCCCAAUAAAUAAAUGUUAUUACUUUGUUUAAUCUGAAAAAUGUAAUUUUCAUUUUUGUGCUUCGUUUUUUUGUUAACGUUAUUGACCUUCAAAGACUGUCCUGUGUUUUAAAAUAUAUGUGAUUAAAGUGACUGUGAGGAACUUUUAA
Messenger RNA from Gasterosteus aculeatus aculeatus (three-spined stickleback), 5486 nucleotides. NCBI's taxonomy places the organism in Eukaryota, Metazoa, Chordata, Actinopteri, Perciformes, Gasterosteidae. The record is from RefSeq and is a predicted model, not a curated record.